ACCAGAAAGGAACCUCUCUCUCGGCAACUCAAGAGCUCCAAAUAUUCACAUCGAUUGUCAUUGGGUUAAUCUGGGAAGCCAAUUGUAUUUUCAGGCUACCCAUUCAGCCUUAACAGAUAACUGGUGGCGGAACAAGAUUGGCAGCUGCAUCAAUAGAAAGAAUAGACCGAAUGGUAUAUUCAAUGCUUGUUUAUUCUCGCGCGGCCAUGAACAGAUGCGCUCUAAGCGACCGCCCUCAUCUUCCUCUACACGCUUCAGCUUAUCAUCCUCAGCUGCCAAAUCCACAAGCCACUUCUCUACCUUUUCAAGCUGCGUCUACCCAUCGACCUUCCCAGACGAACCAAAACCGUACGUCCUCAAAAAAUGCAUCGCUCUUUUGCUUACUUGUGCUUCCUCCAACUUCAAACUGAAGCAAAUCCAUGCCUUCUCCAUCAGACGCGGUAUCCCCCUCACAGACCCCGACAUGGGCAAACACCUUAUCUUCACCCUUGUGUCCCUCUCGGCCCCCAUGACUUAUGCUCACCACAUCUUCUCCCAAAUCCAAAACCCAAAUAUCUUUACUUGGAACACCAUGAUUAGAGGCUAUGCUGAGAGUGAAAACCCCAGACCAGCGGUUGAACUGUACCGCCAAAUGCACAUAACUUCUGUUGAACCUGACACACACACAUACCCGUUUCUUCUAAAAGCAAUUGCGAAGGUAAUGGCUGUUAGAGAGGGUGAAAAGAUACAUUCCAUUGCUAUGAGGAACGGGUUCGAGUCACUGGUCUUUGUGCAGAACACAUUGCUACAUAUGUACGCGGCUUGUGGGCAUGCCGAGAGCGCAUACAAAUUGUUCGAGUUUAUGCCUGAGAGGAAUCUUGUGACAUGGAAUUCAGUGAUAAAUGGGUAUGCCCUUAAUGGGAGGCCGAAUGAAGCGUUAACCCUUUUCAGGGAAAUGAGUUUGGAGAGUGUUGAACCGGAUGGGUUCACCAUGGUCAGCCUGCUGACUGCCUGUGCUGAGCUUGGAGCUCUGGCAUUGGGUAGGAGGGCCCAUACUUACAUGUUCAAAGCUUGUUUGAAUGAGAAUUUGCAUGCUGCCAAUGCCCUUGUUGAUUUCUAUGCAAAGUGUGGCGGCAUUAGGGAUGCACAACGGGUAUUUGAUGAAAUGGUGGAAAGGAGUGUAGUUUCAUGGACUUCCUUGAUUGUUGGGCUGGCUGUUAAUGGUUUUGGCAAGGAAGCAUUGGAGCUUUUCUGGAUGCUGGAAAGAGAGGGGUUAGCGCCUAGUGAGAUCACUUUUGUUGGGGUCCUGUAUGCAUGUUCGCAUUGUGGAAUGGUAGAUGAAGGGUUUGGAUACUUUAACAGGAUGAAAGAGGAAUAUGGCCUUGUGCCUAAGAUAGAACACUAUGGUUGCAUAGUUGAUUUGCUGGGGAGGGCAGGUAGGGUAAAAGAAGCAUAUGACUUUAUUCAAAAAAUGCCUUUGCAGGCCAAUGCUGUUGUUUGGAGGACCUUAUUAGGAGCAUGUGCAAUACAUGGACAGUUGACCCUGGGGGAGGUUGCUAGAACCCGACUUCUGCAAUUAGAACCUAAACACAGUGGGGAUUUUGUACUCCUUUCCAACCUCUACGCAUCUGAGCAGCGUUGGUCAGAUGUGCAAAAAGUGAGGAGAACAAUGCUGAGGGAAGGGGUGCAGAAAACUCCAGGGCUUAGCCUUGUUGAGUUGGGAAAUUGUGUCCAUGAAUUUGUCAUGGGAGAUAGAUCUCAUCCCCAAAGUGAGGAAAUAUACGCAAUGCUUAGGGAGAUCACAAAGAAGUUGAGACCAGAGGGUUAUGUACCUCAUACAGCAAAUGUGCUUGCAGACAUAGAGGAUGAGGAGAAGGAGAAUGCUUUGCAUUAUCACAGUGAGAAGAUUGCAAUUGCCUUUAUGCUGAUUAAUACGGCACCAAGGACCCCUAUUAGGGUGGUAAAGAAUUUGAGGAUCUGUGCAGAUUGUCAUUUGGCAAUUAAGCUCAUAUCAAAGGUUUUUUACCGGGAGAUUACUGUUAGAGAUCGUAGCCGAUUUCACCAUUUCACAGAUGGAUCUUGCUCUUGUAAAGAAUAUUGGUAAUAUAUAUGGGAUGGUCAGUAUUUAUGGGCUAAAUUCAUGUUUGGAUAAACACACAAUUUAAAGAGCUCCUAUUCGGGUUCUUCUGGGGGACUUAUUUCAAAUGCAAAAAUCUUCUACUUUCAUUGUGAUGAUGGGAUUUGGAAAGCCUGAAAUGCCGUUUCACCAAAUGACUAACUGUACUUAGUGUUUUGAGAAAUGCAGCUCAUCUGACUGAUAAGCAUCCUUGAAAGCUGUUAUCGAAUAAUGUGCUGCAAUUACAGUGGGCCCUCUCCCCUUGCCUUUGCUUUUUCUCUUCCUGCUGAUCCAAUAACUGAAGGCAUUUUCACUAGUGUAUCAUUGGGGUUCAGUCAUACUGGUAGGGGAUGCUAGGGGCAUAAUGGAAGCAGCAGGUAUUGGCGUAUUGCUGUUCUGUUGGCUUUGUUCCUGUUUAGCUGCUCUGCACGCAUUUGCUCUAUCAUGUUCAGCAGUUUUGCCUAUGUUUCCUAGCUAGUUAAUUGUGCUGCAAUGUUCAAUGAUAAUCUUCCUAAGAUUA
Molecule: messenger RNA, 2615 nt
Organism: Malania oleifera
Lineage: Eukaryota; Viridiplantae; Streptophyta; Magnoliopsida; Santalales; Ximeniaceae
Product: pentatricopeptide repeat-containing protein At4g21065
Exons: 2
Coding region: 215-2083 (622 amino acids)
Biological process (GO): RNA modification
Molecular function (GO): RNA binding; zinc ion binding; protein binding
Source: RefSeq, a predicted model, not a curated record